AUGGCGUGCUACUACCUGGUGAUCAGCUCCACGCACCUCAGCAACGGCCACUACAGGAGCAUUAAAGGAGUUUUCCGCGGUCCGCUGUGCGCGAGCAGCCGGGGAGAGUCGCCGGACUAUGCUGAAAAGGAGAAAGCCAUAGCGAAGGCUCUAGAGGACCUGAAAGCGAACUUCUACUGCGAGCUCUGUGACAAGCAGUAUCACAAGCACCAGGAGUUCGACAACCACAUCAACUCUUACGACCACGCGCACAAACAGAGGCUGAAGGAGCUGAAACAGAGAGAGUUUGCACGCAACGUCUCGUCUAAGAGCUGGAAGGAUGAGAGGAAGCAGGAGAGAGCAAUCAAACGACUCCAUCAACUCGCCCUGCUCAAGCAGCAGAGGGACAGCGAAAGGGGAAAGAGUUCAAAGUUAAGAGCCCCAGCCAGAGACUCUCGUCAAGAGAAAAUCAGACUGAAUGGCAGUGACAAACCCAGCUCCAGGCAAAUUUCAUCUCAUCAAGGCCAAACUGAGACACCAUCCUCUCCAGACCUAACCUCCAGGGGUUCUUCCUCCGUUCCUGUGUCCACCAAUCAGUGCUCUCUCCAGGUUCAGCGUUCCUCACCAGUCCCUCAGGUCCCAAAAGAACACCGGCGCCCUAAGGCUGGGGUCUCAUUCUGUUUCUCCAGGCGAGCUCAGUUGAAGCUGGACUCCUGUGCAUCAGUGUUCAAUGAUGGGCUGGAUGAGGCUAGUGAACUGAAGGAGCUCCAGCGACAGCGGCAGAGACUGGCCCUACAAGCCCUUUGGUCCCGAUCUCCCUCACCCACACUGGAACCAGAAGCCCUAGACAACAAUCCUUUACAUAGGGGGCACCAGCCAGAUCAGGAUGACAGCCUAGAGAUCAGAGUGAACUACUGUACAACAGAGCCAGAGAGGCAAGGCUGUCCUGACACACAUCAUUCAGAAGCUGAGAAGCAGCCAGCUGGUCCAGAAGACAGAGCAGAUGAUCAGGGCCAGGGACAGAGACAAGAGGAGGCUAAAGAGGAAUGGGUAUUGCUGGAGAGAAGCAGCCCAAGGAGCCCCAGCCCUACUGCUCACACACAGAGGGACAUGACUUCUGACCAUCUCCACGUAUACAAGGUCUCACAUCAAGACUUACAAAAAGGCAUAAAACAGGACACAGUGAAUGUCAAAAACUGUCUGUCAGACACAAAGAUAGCUGAGGAUGGCUUGAGGAGUAAAAAUCUUCCUUUCGUAAACGUUCUCGGUAAAGAUGGGACUACACUAAAAUGGCCUUGUGAGCUCGUGCAGUACACCUCAGACGAACCCCGUGUAUCAUACAGCUGCAACCCACACUGCUUGAAUUUCAAAUGCGCAGAAGGCAAAGAGAAAAGCACAGAGGCAGGGGAGACAGAUGUCUGCGCUGUCUCCGGCCUCCCAGCCCAGCCCGACCAAGCAGAGGAGCAGGCCUGGGAUGUUCUGGAAGAUAAAUUAGGCAUUUUAAAACCAAAGAGACCCAAAAACAGGCGGUGGAUGAGAGCUCGUAGGCGUAAAUUAGAUGCUGUCAGGAGGCACCGGGUGGGCUGUGCGUUCCGCUCCCAGACGCUUGCCAGAGGACACUUUGAAUUCAAAGGCACCUCGGCAGACGCGGCAUGCAGCGAGCGAGGAUGUGGCAAGAAGGGGCGCAAGCUUGGGAAGAGGAGGAGAUCAGUGAGGGAUGAAGUUUCGAAUGAAAGUGACACUCCAGAACUAAGCUUGAAAAGCAUCGUCAUCAACUCCCUUUCCGCCCCAGCAAGGCAAAGACGAAAGCGGCGGAGGUUGCCGUCUGCUCUUCGCUCUGUGAGACGCAGGACUGUUCCACCCACUACUGUUCAGUGCACAGUGGGGGAUGAGGAUAAUUACCAGUGGUGUCGUAACAUCUGCGAGGCUAAACGGGACGCUAGCAUGACCCCCUACAGUGAGAAGUCCAGCUCGUGGGGCAUCCUGUCAGACUUGAGCUCUGAUGGAGAAUGGCCUGCUUGCCAGUGGGGGAGAUGCUCUGCUUCUCCUGGGUCAGCUUCCUCUUAUUCCUGGAGGAGAGGACAUAGCCAACCCUGGUCUUACAUCAGAAAAUCCAGUUACAGUUUCCCUUGCUACGGUUACAGGCAAAAUUCAGACAGCCCAGGUAGAGAUACCGAAUACAGAGAGGACUACUGGGAUUACAGAGACUCAGAAAUCUGCAGGGAGAGGAAUUACUUGGGGGUUUGUGACAGACCCUGUAUUACUGAGCGGAGAUACGGUAUCAGAAAGCAUAAGAGAGCUCUAGAGGAGAACAGACAUAGAUUUAGAAAUAACCGAAAGCCAGCCACAAAGAGAAUAUGCUUCUACAGAGUCUAUGACAGUCCAGAACACCAGGAUACAGAAAGAGAUUGGUGGUGUGAGAGGCCCAGCCCUGACAAUAAGAGGCGUCGAGAGAGAGACAAGUUCUGGUUAAGCCCAGAGAUCAGUCACAGCAGGCGGUAUGAGCGGUCCAGCCCUGGGUCCAGACAUAGCCCAGCUUCCUCUAGUACCACUAGCAUUUCAGAGCUCAGUGGAGAUUGCAGCUCUCACAUUAAGCCAUCCUAUUCUGAAAAUAGCCAAGAUCAUCACAGCAAUUUAACAUGGCCAACAGAUAGAUCUACCAGGACCAAAACUUCCCAUUCUCCACCAAGAGAGAAGAGUUACUCACCAUCACCCAUAUCCAUUGCAAGACCAGAGACAGGGCAAACAGAUACUCGACCAGUUAUUUCCGGUUCCAAUCCAAGUGCAAAGCCAGAACCUGUUACUCCCAACUCCACCGAUUUUACAAAGCAGAGCGCAUCACCUGAUAAAAAACUCACAAGCAACAAAACACGUACUCUUUCACUCCCAUUGAUUGGUAAACUCCCCUCUAUAAAAAGAGGAAUAAAACAAACAGGAAUUCUCAAAGAGAAAAGUAGCAGUCGCAAUAACCAAGUCCAGAUAUCCGUGAACGGUCUAUUAAAACCUGAAAGCCAAGUAUUAUCUGUAAAUGGACAUAGCACAGCUAGCACCACACGGACAGAAAGGCAUAAUUCAUUAAACUUAUUCCAAACUUGUCCACUUAUCACUGAUGAGAGAACAGCAGAACCUUGUGCAACCUCAGAAAACACACACAACUCCUUGUCUCACGAACACCUUAUGAAUACCAUGGAGGAAACAUCAGAGACUUCAGAAAAUCAGCUACCAAGGUGCCCAACUCCUCCCUUAACAGAACAGCCAAUAAUAUUUACAGAGGAGGAGAUUGACAAAUAUAGGCUUCUCCAACUUCAGGCCCAGCAGCACAUGCAGCAGCAGCAUCUCCAAGAGCAGCAGGAUAUGCCAAGACAACAAACCCCUGUGGAUGUGCCUCCAAUGAACCUUAUACCUAUACCUGCUCCAGAACCUUCAAAUCAGUCUAUACCUGCUCCUUGUCUCCCAUAUGCCAUACUCCAGCAUGGAGCACUCUCAGCCUUUUCCUCUGCCAUCUCCUCUCCUUCAUCCUCUUUUGCAUCCCACCAUUCCCCCACUGCACACUCUACUCUCCAUCCCCCUCUGUCACAGCCACACUUCACUCCUUUUCCAUUCCCCGGUGCAUUCUUUCCAGGUCCUCCUGCAGCACUGCUGGCGGGCCGUCCCCUCCGCCUGAUCCCAGCGGCGUCCCUCCACCAGCACCCUCAUCCUCCUGGCCUGGCCCUUCACCCCCUGCCCCACACCCACUUGAUCCCCACUGUACUUGCUCCGACCCCUGCGGCUGCUGCUGCUAUGGCAGCUGCUAGUACGCUGCAAAUCCACCCCCUACUACACCCUCUGUUCCACAGCCAGGACCUUCAGAACCACCCUGGUCCUGCCAGCUAGUCUUGGUGAUGAUAAGAGGAAGGAAGAAGACAAAUGGAUGUAGAGUGAAAUAUUCCUGAAAAUAAGAGA
Molecule: messenger RNA, 3921 nt
Organism: Colossoma macropomum (tambaqui)
Lineage: Eukaryota; Metazoa; Chordata; Actinopteri; Characiformes; Serrasalmidae
Product: G patch domain-containing protein 8
Exons: 4
Coding region: 1-3852 (1283 amino acids)
Cellular component (GO): nucleus
Source: RefSeq, a predicted model, not a curated record